This is a messenger RNA of Mesoplodon densirostris (Blainville's beaked whale), 13923 nucleotides long. It is a transcript of the gene FAT3, whose product is annotated as FAT atypical cadherin 3. The record is from RefSeq and is a predicted model, not a curated record. Gene Ontology annotation, biological process: homophilic cell-cell adhesion. Bases 154 to 13923 code for a protein of 4589 amino acids. The transcript has 29 exons. Gene Ontology annotation, cellular component: plasma membrane; cell-cell junction. Lineage: Eukaryota; Metazoa; Chordata; Mammalia; Artiodactyla; Ziphiidae. Gene Ontology annotation, molecular function: calcium ion binding.
ACCGGCUGGAGCGCGCCUUCCGGAGCACAGCUCCAGCUGCCGGGUGCAAACUGGCUGCGAGGACAGUGCUCCUUUUUGGAAGAACACACUCACGGAACAGGCCAAAUAGGCUGUUGGAAUGUUAUUCAGUAUUUUGGAUGGAAGUAUGAUGUGAUGGAUAUAACUAUGGGAUACUGUGUAGGUACACGGCCUCCCUCUUGCCUCAUCCUCCUGCUUCUCAAGCUUUUAGCCACUGUCUCUCAGGGGCUGCCGGGGACCGGGCCCCUUGGUUUCCACUUCACACAUUCCAUUUAUAAUGCUACCGUGUAUGAGAACUCGGCAGCAAGGACCUACAUCAACAGCCAGAGUAGAAUGGGCAUCACCUUAAUAGAUCUGUCCUGGGAUAUCAAAUACAGAAUAGUGUCUGGAGAUGAAGAAGGCUUCUUCAAAGCAGAGGAAGUCAUCAUUGCAGAUUUCUGUUUUCUCAGAAUAAGAACUAAAGGUGGCAAUUCUGCCAUAUUGAAUAGAGAAAUUCAGGACAAUUAUUUAUUGAUAGUAAAAGGUUCUGUUCGAGGAGAAGAUUUGGAAGCAUGGACUAAAGUGAGCAUACAGGUUUUAGAUAUGAAUGAUCUGAGACCCUUAUUUUCACCCACAACCUACUCUGUUACAAUCGCAGAAAGCACACCUUUAAGGACUAGUGUUGCCCAGGUGACAGCAACAGAUGCAGAUAUUGGUUCCAAUGGAGAAUUCUACUACUACUUUAAGAACAAAGUUGAUCUCUUUUCAGUUCACCCCACGAGUGGUGUCAUCUCUUUAAGUGGACGAUUAAAUUAUGAUGAAAAGAAUAGGUAUGAUCUGGAAAUUUUGGCUGUGGACCGGGGGAUGAAGCUCUAUGGAAACAAUGGAGUGAGCAGUACUGCAAAGCUUUACGUUCACGUUGAACGAAUAAAUGAGCACGCUCCGACUCUCCACGUGGUCACUCACAUUCCUUUCUCACUGGACAAAGAGCCCAUAUAUGCACUGGUGACAGUGGAUGACCUAGAUGAAGGAGCCAAUGGAGAGAUUGAGUCUGUUUCCAUUGUGGCUGGGGAUCCUUUAGAUCAGUUCUUCCUGACUAAGGAAGGAAAGUGGAUGAAUGAGUACAGGAUUAAGGAGAAGAAGCAGGUUGACUGGGAGAGCUUUCCCUAUGGCUACAAUCUCACUCUUCAAGCCAAAGACAAGGGGUCACCUCAGAAAUUUUCAGCAGUAAAGAUAGUCCACAUUGCCAACCCCAAAAGAGACACUGUCCCAGUUAGGUUUGAAAAAGAAAUGUACGAUGUGAGCAUUAGUGAAUUUUCCCCUCCUGGUGUCAUGGUUGCUAUAGUAAAAUUAAGUCCUGAACCUCUAGAUGUGGAAUACAAAUUAUCCCCUGGAGAGGAUGCACAGUACUUCAAAAUUAAUCCUCGGUCAGGUCUGAUCGUCACAGCACAGCCACUGAAUACCAUUAAGAAGGAGGUUUAUAAACUAGGGGUGACAAAUAAAGAAGGAGAUUUAAAAGCACAAGUCACUAUCAGCAUAGAAGAUGCGAAUGAUCACACCCCAGAAUUUCAGCAGCCACUGUAUGAUGCUUUUGUGAAUGAAAGUGUUCCAGCGGGAACAAGUGUUUUGACAGUUUCAGCUUCUGAUAAGGAUAAAGGAGAAAAUGGGUACAUCACCUAUAGUAUUGCCAGCUUGAAUUUGUUACCAUUUGCCAUUAACCAGUUUACAGGUGUUAUUAGCACAACUGAAGAAUUGGAUUUCGAAUCUUCGCCAGAAACAUACAGGUUCAUCGUCAGAGCCUCUGACUGGGGUUCGCCAUACCGCCAUGAAAGUGAGGUCAAUGUGACUAUUCGAAUAGGAAAUGUCAAUGACAACAGCCCUCUCUUUGAAAAAGUGGCUUGCCAGGGAAUUAUUUCCUAUGACUUUCCAGUUGGGGGCCAUAUCACAGCUGUCUCAGCAAUCGAUAUCGAUGAACUGGAACUUGUAAAGUACAAAAUCAUCUCUGGAAAUGAACUUGGUUUCUUUUAUUUAAACCCAGACUCUGGUGUUUUGCAGCUUAAAAAGUCACUGAUGAAUCCUGGAAUCAAAAAUGGAAAUUUUGCCCUUAGGAUUACAGCCACCGAUGGGGAGAAUUUUGCGGAUCCUAUGUCUGUUAACAUUUCAGUCCUGCAUGGGAAGGUGUCUUCAAAGAACUUCAGUUGCCGAGAAACUCGUGUGGCUCAGAAGCUGGCAGAGAAACUACUCAUUAAGGCCAAAGCAAAUGGGAAGCUGAAUCUGGAAGAUGGAUUUCUUGACUUUUAUUCAAUUAAUAGGCAGGGGCCACAUUUUGACAAGUCAUUUCCUUCUGAUGUGGCCGUGAAGGAGAAUCUGCCAGUUGGUGCUAACAUCCUGAAGAUUAAAGCCUAUGAUGCCGACUCUGGCUUCAAUGGAAAGGUGCUAUUUACAAUAUCCGAUGGGAAUACGGAUAGUUGUUUUAAUAUUGAUAUGGAGACCGGGCAGCUUCAAGUCCUUAUGCCCAUGGAUCGAGAACACAGAGACCUCUAUCUCCUUAAUAUCACUAUCUAUGACUUAGGUAAUCCACAAAAGUCCUCGUGGAGGUUGCUCACCAUCAAUGUGGAGGAUGCUAAUGACAAUAGCCCAAUUUUUCUUCAAGACAGUUACUCAGUUAACAUUCUUGAAAGUUCAAGUAUUGGCACUGAGAUUAUUCAAGUGGAAGCCAGAGACAAAGACUUGGGUUCUAACGGUGAAGUGACUUACUCAGUCUUGACAGAUACACAGCAGUUUGCCGUCAAUAGCUCCACUGGAAUCGUGUAUGUAGCUGAUCAGUUGGACCGGGAAUCCAAAGCAAACUACUCUUUAAAAAUAGAAGCCAGAGACAAGGCAGAAAGUGGCCAGCAGCUGUUUUCGGUUGUCACCCUGAAGGUUUUCUUGGAUGAUGUCAAUGACUGCUCCCCGGCUUUCAUUCCCAGUAGCUAUAGUGUGAAGGUUCUUGAAGAUCUCCCCAUUGGCACUGUCAUUGCUUGGCUGGAGACCCAUGACCCAGACCUGGGACUGGGGGGUCAAGUGCGCUAUUCUUUGGUCAAUGAUUAUAAUGGGAGAUUUGAAAUAGAUAAAGCAAGUGGCACCAUCCGCCUGAGCAAAGAGCUCGACUAUGAAAAGCAACAGUUCUAUAACCUCACCGUUCGGGCCAAAGACAAAGGGCGGCCUGUCUCUCUGUCAUCCGUUUCCUUUGUUGAGGUGGAAGUGGUGGACGUCAAUGAAAACCUCCAUACUCCCUAUUUCCCAGACUUUGCUGUUGUUGGAUCUGUAAAAGAAAACUCACGGAUUGGAACAAGUGUGCUGCAGGUUACUGCACAUGAUGAGGACUCCGGGAGGGAUGGAGAGAUCCAGUACUCCAUCAGGGAUGGCAGUGGUCUUGGAAGGUUCAACAUAGAUGACGAGAGUGGAGUCAUCUCUACUGCAGACAUUCUUGAUCGAGAGACAACAGGGUCAUACUGGCUGACUGUGUACGCCACAGAUCGGGGCGUUGUUCCACUCUAUUCCACGAUUGAGGUCUACAUUGAAAUUGAAGAUGUGAAUGACAAUGCCCCGCUGACCUCUGAACCUAUUUAUUAUCCUGUUGUCAUGGAAAACUCUCCGAAGGAUAUAUCUGUCAUUCAGAUCCAGGCUGAGGACCCUGACUCUAGUUCCAGUGAAAAACUGACAUACAGGAUUACAAGUGGGAAUCCUCAGAACUUUUUUGCCAUCAACAUCAAAACAGGUCUGAUUACAACAACUUCAAGGAAAUUGGAUCGAGAGCAGCAGGCAGAACAUUUUCUGGAGGUGACUGUGACAGAUGGUGGUUUCUCUCCAAAACAGUCAACCAUUUGGGUGGUGGUUCAGGUUUUGGAUGAAAAUGACAACAAGCCCCAGUUCCCAGAGAAGGUCUACCAGAUCAAGCUGCCAGAACGUGACCGGAAGAAGAGGGGAGAACCCAUUUAUAGGGCUUUUGCAUUUGAUAGAGAUGAGGGCCCCAACGCAGAAAUUUCCUAUAGUAUCGUGGAUGGGAAUGAUGAUGGAAAGUUCUUCAUUGACCCUAAAACUGGCAUGGUUUCUUCCAGAAAGCAAUUUACAGCAGGGAGUUAUGACAUUCUAACGAUAAAGGCAGUGGACAAUGGGCGCCCUCAGAAGUCCUCCACGGCCCGCCUCCACAUUGAAUGGAUUAAGAAACCACCUCCUUCACCUGUACCGUUGACCUUCGAUGAGCCAUUUUAUAACUUUACAGUCAUGGAAAGUGAUAGAGUCACCGAGAUUGUAGGGGUGGUGUCUGUGCAGCCAGCUAACACCCCUCUGUGGUUUGACAUCGUUGGGGGCAAUUUUGACAGCUCUUUUGACGCAGAGAAGGGCGUUGGGACCAUUGUCAUUGCAAAACCUUUGGAUGCAGAACAGAGGUCCAUCUAUAAUAUGAGUGUGGAAGUCACCGAUGGGACAAAUGUUGCUGUCACUCAGGUAUUUAUCAAAGUGCUGGAUAAUAAUGAUAAUGGCCCAGAAUUCUCUCAGCCAAAUUACGAUGUGACAAUUUCCGAGGAUGUGCUUCCAGAUACCGAGAUAUUGCAGAUUGAAGCCACAGACAGAGAUGAGAAGCACAAGCUAAGCUAUACUGUCCACAGCAGCAUAGAUUCUGUCAGCAUGAGGAAGUUCCGGAUUGACCCAAGCACUGGCGUGCUCUACACAGCCGAGAGGCUGGACCACGAAGCCCAGGACAAGCACAUACUCAACAUAAUGGUCAGAGAUCAGGAGUUUCCUUAUCGAAGAAACUUGGCCCGAGUCAUUGUGAACGUGGAAGAUGCUAAUGAUCACAGCCCUUAUUUUACCAACCCGCUGUAUGAAGCAUCUGUGUUCGAAUCGGCUGCUCUGGGAUCAGCUGUACUGCAAGUGACGGCUCUGGACAAAGACAAAGGGGAAAAUGCAGAACUCAUAUAUACAAUAGAAGCAGGGAACACUGGGAACACGUUUAAGAUAGAACCAGUCCUGGGCAUCAUCACUGUUUCCAAAGAGCCAGACAUGACAACAAUGGGUCAGUUUGUCCUGUCAGUAAAAGUCACGGAUCAGGGUUCCCCGCCGAUGUCUGCCACUGCGAUUGUGCGAAUUUCUGUCACCAUGUCUGAUAAUUCUCACCCCAAGUUCACUCACAAAGACUACCAAGCAGAAGUAAAUGAAAAUGUUGAUAUUGGAACAUCAGUCAUUCUGAUCUCUGCCAUCAGUCAAUCCACCCUCAUUUAUGAAGUCAAAGAUGGAAACGUUGAUGGGAUUUUCACCAUAAAUCCCUAUUCUGGAGUCAUCACCACACGCAAGGCACUGGAUUACGAGCAUACCUCCUCUUAUCAGCUCAUUGUCCAGGCCACGAACAUGGCAGGAAUGGCUUCCAACAUCACAGUCAAUAUUCAGGUUGUUGACGAAAAUGAUAAUGCACCAGUUUUUCUCUUUUCUCAAUAUUCGGGUAGCCUAAGCGAGGCAGCCCCCAUCAAUAGCAUCGUCAGGAGCUUGCACAACAGCCCGCUGGUGAUUCGAGCCACCGAUGCCGACAGCAAUCGGAAUGCUCUGCUUGUGUAUCAGAUUGUUGAGUCCAUGGCCAAGAAGUUCUUCACAGUGGACUCCAGCACAGGUGCAAUCAGAACAAUCGCGAACCUGGACCAUGAAACCAUCGCCCAUUUCCAUUUUCAUGUGCAUGUGAGAGACAGUGGUAGCCCCCAGCUGACAGCAGAGAGUCCAGUUGAAGUCAACAUAGAAGUGACAGAUGUGAAUGACAACCCACCUGUGUUCACUCAGGCUGUGUUUGAGACUGUCUUACUUCUACCUACCUAUGUCGGAGUGGAGGUUCUGAAAGUUAGUGCCACAGAUCCUGACUCCGAGGUGCCCCCAGAACUGAUGUACAGCCUAAUGGAAGGUAGCUUGGAUCAUUUUUUAAUUGACUCAAAUAGUGGAGUGCUCACCAUUAAAAACAACAACCUCUCCAAAGAUCACUACAUGCUGAUAGUUAAGGUGUCUGAUGGAAAGUUCUAUAGUACUUCCAUGGUCACCAUCUUGGUUAAAGAAGCCAUGGACAGCGGCCUCCACUUUACACAAAGCUUUUACUCCACCUCCAUCUCAGAGAACAACACGAACAUAACCAAAGUUGCUAUUGUCAAUGCAGUGGGAAAUCGCCUUAAUGAGCCCUUAAAAUACAGCAUCUUAAACCCAGGAAAUAAGUUCAAGAUAAAAUCUACCUCAGGUGUCAUUCAGACCACCGGAGUCCCCUUUGACCGUGAAGAACAAGAGUUAUAUGAGCUGGUUGUGGAAGCCAGCCGAGAGCUAGACCAUCUGCGGGUGGCAAGGGUGGUGGUCAGGGUUAACAUCGAAGACAUAAAUGACAAUUCUCCAGUCUUUGUGGGCCUCCCCUACUACGCUGCUGUGCAAGUUGAUGCUGAGCCUGGCACCCUGAUUUACCGAGUGACAGCCAUUGACAAAGACAAAGGUGCAAAUGGAGAAGUGACCUACCUCUUACAGGAUGACUAUGGCCACUUUGAAAUUAACCCUAAUUCAGGGAAAGUUAUUUUAAAAGAAGCUUUCAACUCUGACUUGUCCAACAUUGAGUAUGGAGUCACCAUCCUAGCCAAAGAUGGUGGAAAACCCUCUUUGUCCACAUCCGUGGAACUUCCCAUCACUAUUGUCAACAAAGCAAUGCCUGUGUUUGAUAAGCCUUUCUAUACAGCAUCCAUCAACGAAGACAUCAGCGUCAACACCCCCAUUCUAAGCAUCAACGCCACCAGCCCAGAAGGCCAAGGCAUCAUAUACAUCAUUAUUGAUGGGGAUCUUUAUAAACAAUUUAACAUUGACUUUGACACUGGGGUCCUGAAAGUCGUUAGCCCUUUGGAUUAUGAAAUUACAUCUGUUUACAAGUUGACAGUAAGAGCCAGUGAUGCCCUUACCGGGGCCAGGGCUGAAGUCACCGUUGACUUGCUACUUAAUGAUAUAAAUGACAACCCCCCUAUUUUUGAUCAACCCACGUACAAUACAACAUUAUCAGAAGCUUCUCUCAUUGGGACACCUGUUUUACAAGUUGUCUCUACAGAUGCAGACUCAGAAAACAAUAAAAUGGUCCAUUAUCAGAUUGUCCAGGAUACUUACAACAGCACGGAUUAUUUUCACAUAGACAGCGCAAGUGGCUUAAUCCUGACAGCGCGGAUGCUGGACCAUGAGUUAGUGCAACACUGCACUUUGAAAGUCAGAGCCACAGAUAAUGGCUUCCCAUCACUGAGCAGCGAGGUCCUGGUUCAUAUCUACAUCUCGGACGUAAAUGACAACCCUCCAGUCUUUAAUCAGCUCAUUUAUGAGUCAUAUGUGAGUGAAUUAGCCCCCCGGGGCCAUUUUGUAACUUGUGUGCAAGCCUCCGAUGCAGACAGCUCUGAUUUUGACAGGUUGGAAUACAGCAUUUUAUCUGGGAAUGACCGGACGAGCUUUCUGAUGGACAGCAAGAGUGGCGUCAUCACACUCUCCAACCACCGGAAGCAGCGGAUGGAGCCUCUGUACAGUCUCAAUGUGUCCGUCUCUGAUGGACUGUUCACUAGCACUGCCCAGGUGCAUAUCAGGGUCCUCGGGGCCAACUUGUACAGCCCUGCCUUUUCUCAAAGCACCUAUGUAGCUGAGGUGAGAGAGAACACAGCCGCUGGGACAAAGGUAAUUCACGUUCGAGCCACGGAUGGGGAUCCAGGGACAUAUGGGCAGGUCAGCUACGCCAUCAUCAAUGACUUUGCUAAGGAUCGAUUCCUCAUAGAUGGCAAUGGACAGGUCAUCACAACAGAAAGGCUCGACCGGGAAAACCCUCUGGAAGGAGACAUCAGUAUUUUUUUGAGGGCCCUUGAUGGCGGAGGGAGAACAACUUUCUGCACCGUGAGGGUGAUUGUGGUGGAUGAAAAUGACAAUGCCCCCCAGUUCACGACAGUGGAAUACAGAGCCAGCGUCAGGGCAGAUGUCGGACGUGGUCACCUGGUCACUCAGGUUCAAGCCAUGGAUCCAGACGAUGGAGCAAAUGCAAGGAUUACUUACUCCCUCUAUAGCGAGGCCUCGGUCUCGGUGGCUGACCUCCUGGAAAUCGAUCCUGACAAUGGCUGGAUGGUCACAAAGGGCCAUUUUAACCAGCUGAAAAACACAGUGCUGUCCUUCUUUGUCAAAGCAGUGGAUGGGGGCAUUCCAGUGAAGCACUCCCUCAUCCCCGUCUACAUCCAUGUCUUACCCCCUGAAACAUUCUUGCCAUCCUUCACCCAGUCUCAGUAUUCCUUCACCAUUUCAGAAGAUACAGCCAUUGGGAGCACAGUGGACACCCUGAGGAUUUUGCCCACUCAGAAAGUCAAGUUCAGCACAGUUAAUGGGGAGCGGCUGGAAAAUAACAAAGGAGAUGUCUUCAUCAUAGAACAGGAAACAGGCACGAUCAAGCUGGACAAACGUCUUGACCAUGAGAUCAGCCCAGCUUUCCACUUCAAAGUAGCAGCCACUAUACCCUUGGACAAGGUAGACCUUGUGUUCACGGUGGAUGUAGACAUCAAGGUACUGGAUCUGAAUGACAACAAGCCAGUCUUUGAAACUUCAAGCUAUGAGACGAUCAUCAUGGAAGGGAUGCCUGUGGGCACCAAACUCACGCAGGUGAGGGCCAUCGAUAUGGACUGGGGAGCCAAUGGGCAGGUCACCUACUCCCUCCACUCAGAUUCCCAACCUGAAAAGGUGAUGGAAGCGUUCAACAUUGACAGCAACACAGGCUGGAUCAGUACCUUGAGAGACCUGGAUCACGAGACAGACCCCACGUUCACCUUCUCCGUGGUGGCCUCCGACCUCGGGGAGGCCUUCUCUCUUUCUUCCACAGCAUUGGUCUCUGUCAGGGUGACGGAUAUAAAUGACAACGCUCCGGUCUUUGCCCAUGAGGUGUACCGAGGGAACGUGAAGGAGAGCGACCCUCCAGGCGAGGUGGUAGCUGUCCUCAGCACAUGGGACAGAGACUCUUCUGACAUCAAUCGACAAGUGAGCUAUCAUAUUACAGGAGGGAACCCCCAAGGAAGGUUUGCCCUGGGCCUCGUGCAGAGCGAAUGGAAGGUCUACGUGAAGAGACCUCUAGAUAGAGAAGAACAAGACAUUUACUUCCUCAAUAUCACCGCCACUGAUGGGCUCUUUGUCACUCAGGCCAUGGUGGAAGUGACUGUCAGUGAUGUGAAUGACAACAGCCCAGUGUGUGAUCAGGUUGCAUAUACAGCAUUAUUUCCUGAAGACAUUCCAUCAAACAAAAUCAUCCUGAAGGUCAGUGCCAAGGAUGCUGAUAUUGGAUCCAAUGGAGAUAUACGAUACUCACUCUAUGGAUCUGGAAACAAUGAAUUUUUUCUAGAUCCACAAAGUGGUGAGUUAAAAACUUUGGUUCUGUUGGACCGGGAGAGGGUCCCUGAAUACAGCCUCAUCGCCAGGGCCACCGACGGGGGUGGCAGGUUCUGCCAGUCUGACGUCCGUCUGAUCCUGGAGGAUGUGAACGAUAACCCCCCAGUGUUUUCGUCCGACCACUAUAACGCCUGUGUCUAUGAGAACACAGCCACCAAGGCUCUGUUGACCAGAGUUCAAGCAGUAGAUCCCGAUGUCGGCACCAACAGGAAGGUCGUGUACUCCCUGGCCGACUCGGCCAACGGGUUCUUCUCCAUCGACAGCUCUUCUGGCAUCAUCAUCCUGGAGCAGCCGCUGGACCGAGAACAACAGUCCUCCUAUAGCAUCAGCGUGCAGGCCACCGACCAGAGCCCCGGACAGGCCCUGUCCUCUCUGGCCACUGUCACCAUCACUGUCCUGGACAUUAACGACAAUCCCCCCGUGUUUGAGAGGAGGGACUACCUGGUGACGGUGCCUGAGGACACCUCCCCUGGCACCCAAGUCCUUGUUGUUUUUGCCACCAGCAAAGAUAUAGGCACAAAUGCCGAGAUUACAUACCUCAUCCGGUCUGGAAAUGAGCAAGGGAAAUUUAGGAUCAACCCAAAGACAGGUGGUAUCUCUGUGUCUGAGGUCCUGGACUAUGAACUAUGCAGAAAGUUUUACCUGGUGGUGGAAGCAAAAGACGGGGGCACCCCCACCCUCAGUGCCAUGGCCACUGUCAACAUCAACCUCACAGAUGUGAAUGACAACCCUCCCGAGUUCAGCCAAGAUGUCUACAGUGCUGUCAUAAGUGAAGACGCCUUGGUCGGGGACUCUGUCAUUUUGCUAAUAGCAGAAGAUGCAGACAGCCAGCCCAAUGGACAGAUUCGAUUUUCCAUUGUGAAUGGAGAUCGAGACAGUGAAUUUGCUGUGGAUCCUGUCUUGGGACUUGUGAAGGUUAAAAAGAAAUUGGACCGGGAACGGGUGUCUGGAUACUCCCUGCUCGUCCAGGCAGUAGACAGCGGCAUUCCUGUGAUGUCUUCAACUGCCACUGUCAACAUCGAUAUUUCUGAUGUAAACGACAACAGCCCAGUGUUUACACCUGCUAACUAUACCGCUGUGAUUCAGGAAAAUAAGCCAGUAGGCACCAGCAUUUUGCAGCUCGUGGUGACAGACAGAGACUCCUUUCACAAUGGGCCUCCGUUCUCCUUCUCUAUUUUGUCGGGAAACGAAGAGGAGGUGUUUGUGUUGGACUCGGAUGGGAUCCUGCGCUCAGCCGUGGUCUUCCGGCACAUGGAGUCUCCAGAGUAUGUGCUGUGUGUCCAGGCAAAAGACUCAGGCAAACCUCAGCAAGUUUCUCACUCCUACAUCCACGUGCGGGUCAUUGAGGAAAGCAUCCACAAGCCCACAGCCAUCCCCCUGGAAAUUUUCAUUGUCACCAUGGAGGACGACUUUCCUGGUGGGGUCAUUGGGAAGAUCCAUGCCACAGAUCAAGACGUGUAUGAUGUCCUCACAUUUGCCCUGAAAUCGGAGCAGAAAAGCUUGUUCAAGGUGAACAAUCAUGAUGGGAAAAUCAUCGCCCUAGGAGGCCUGGACAGCGGGAAGUACAUCCUGAACGUGUCAGUGAGUGAUGGCCGUUUCCAGGUGCCCAUCGACGUGGUUGUGCAUGUGGAACAGCUGGUGCACGAGAUGCUGCAGAACACCGUCACCAUCCGCUUCGAGAACGUAUCCCCUGAGGACUUUGUGGGGCUGCACAUGCACGGGUUCCGGCGCACCCUGUGGAACGCGGUCCUCACCCAGAAGCAGGACAGCCUGCAUAUCAUCAGCAUCCAGCCCGUGGCGGGCACCCAUGAGCUGGACAUGCUGUUCGCGGUGGAGACGCCCAACAGUGAGUUCUACAAGCCAGCCUACCUGAUCCAGAAGCUGUCCAACGCCAGGAGACAUCUGGAGAAUGUCAUGCGCAUCUCAGCCAUCCUGGAGAAGAACUGCUCUGGGCUGGAUUGCCAGGAGCAGCAUUGCGAGCAAGGCUUGUCGCUGGAUUCCCACGCGCUCAUGACCUACAGCACAGCUCGCAUCAGCUUCGUGUGCCCGCGUUUCUACAGGAAUGUGCGCUGCACCUGUAAUGGAGGACUGUGCCCAGGGUCCAACGAUCCUUGCGUGGAGAAGCCGUGUCCAGGGGACAUGCAGUGUGUCGGUUACGAAGCCAGCAGGAGACCGUUCCUCUGCCAGUGUCCACCGGGGAAGCUCGGAGAGUGCUCAGGGCACACUUCUCUCAGCUUUGCUGGAAACAGUUACAUCAAAUACCGGCUUUCUGAAAAUAGCAAAGAAGAGGACUUUAAACUGGCCCUGCGUCUGCGAACACUGCAAAGCAAUGGGAUUAUAAUGUACACCAGAGCAAAUCCCUGCAUCAUUCUAAAGAUCGUGGACGGCAAGCUGUGGUUCCAGCUGGACUGCGGCAGUGGCCCCGGAAUCUUGGGCAUCUCGGGCCGCACUGUCAACGACGGGAGCUGGCACUCGGUCUUCCUGGAGCUCAACCGCAAUUUCACGAGCCUGUCCCUGGACGACAGCUACGUGGAGCGGCGCAGGGCGCCCCUCUACUUCCAGACGCUGAGCACCGAGAGUACCAUCUACUUCGGGGCCCUGGUGCAGGCGGAUAACAUCCGCAGCCUGACCGACACGCGGGUCACGCAGGUGCUGAGUGGCUUCCAGGGCUGCCUGGACUCCGUGGUGCUGAAUAACAAUGAACUGCCGCUGCAGAACAAGCGCAGCAGCUUCGCCGAGGUGGUGGGCCUGACCGAGCUGAAGCUGGGCUGCGUGCUCUACCCUGACGCCUGCGAGCGCAGCCCCUGCCAGCACGGAGGCAGCUGCGCUGGACUGCCCUCCGGGGGUUAUCAGUGUACCUGUCUCUCCCAGUUCACCGGGAGAAACUGUGAAUCGGAGAUCACAGCCUGCUUCCCAAACCCCUGCCGGAAUGGAGGCUCCUGUGACCCCAUAGGAAACACUUUCAUCUGCAAUUGCAAAGCUGGGCUCACUGGAGUCACGUGCGAGGAGGACGUCAACGAGUGCGAGCGGGAGGAGUGUGAGAACGGCGGUGCCUGUGUGAACGUGUUUGGCUCCUUCCUCUGCAACUGCACACCAGGCUAUGUGGGGCAGUACUGCGGCCUGCGCCCCGUCGUGGUACCCAACAUCCAGGCCGGCCACUCCUACGUGGGGAAGGAGGAGCUCAUCGGCAUCGCCGUGGUCCUCUGUGUCAUCUUCGUCCUCAUCGUCCUCUUCAUCAUCUUCCGCAAGAAGGUCUUCCGCAAGAACUACUCCCGCAACAACAUCACACUGGUGCAGGACCCUGCUACGGCCGCCCUGCUCAACAAGAGCAACGGCAUUCCAUUCCGGAACCUGCGGGGCGGCGGGGACAGCCGCAACGUCUACCAGGAGGUGGGGCCCCCACAGGUCCCCGUGCGCCCCAUGGCCUACACCCCGUGCUUCCAGAGCGACUCCAGGAGCAACCUGGACAAGAUCGUGGACGGGCUGGGCGGCGAGCACCAGGAGAUGACUACAUUUCACCCCGAGUCACCGCGCAUCCUGACGGCCAGGCGGGGUGUGGUCGUUUGCAGUGUGGCCCCCAACCUCCCUGCCGUGUCCCCCUGCCGUUCUGACUGCGAUUCCAUCCGGAAGAAUGGCUGGGAUGCCGGAACUGAAAACAAAGGGGUUGAUGACCCAGGAGAAGUGACCUGCUUUGCAGGCAGUAAUAAAGGCAGCAACUCAGAAGUUCAGUCCCUGAGCUCCUUCCAGUCAGAUUCUGGCGACGACAAUGCAUCCAUAGUGACUGUCAUUCAGCUUGUCAACAAUGUAGUUGACACUAUAGAGAAUGAAGUGUCUGUCACGGAUCAAGGACAGAACUACAACCGAGCCUAUCACUGGGACACCUCUGACUGGAUGCCGGGGGCCCGCCUGUCGGACAUAGAAGAGGUACCCAACUACGAGAACCAGGAGGGAGGCUCGGCGCAUCAGGGCAGCACGCGGGAGUUGGAGAGCGAUUACUACCUGGGUGGCUACGACAUCGACAGCGAGUACCCACCCCCCCACGAAGAGGAGUUCUUGAGUCAGGACCAGCUGCCCCCACCCCUGCCAGAGGACUUCCCGGACCAGUACGAGGCCCUGCCGCCCUCCCAGCCGGUCUCACUGGCCAGCACGCUGAGCCCAGACUGCAGGAGAAGGCCCCAGUUCCAUCCCAGCCAGUACCUCCCUCCCCACCCCUUCCCCAACGAAACAGAUUUGGUGGGCCCUCCCGCCACCUGUGAAUUCAGUACUUUUGCUGUGAGCGUGAACCAGGGCACAGAGACAGCAGCGGGCCCAGCAGACAGUGUGUCUCUCUCCUUGCACAAUUCCAGAGGCACCUCGUCCUCGGAUGUGUCAGCCAGCUGCGGCUUCGACGACUCCGAAGUAGCCAUGAGUGACUAUGAGAGCGUCAGGGAGCUCAGCCUCUCCAGCCUUCACAUUCCCUUUAUGGAGACCCAGCACCAGACCCAAGUGUAG